AUGGCGGAAUCUACAUUACAGGACCGCCUGCGCGAGCACUCGAAGGCCUUUGAUGGUCUUUUGUCCCUCAUUCCGGCCAAGAUGUACUAUGGAGAAGACAACUCUGACCAAUGGAAGAAGAAGAAGCAGACAAAAGCCGAGGCGAAGGCGGCCAAGAUCUCUAAGCUGGACCCCGACAGCGAGCUGAACCGCAACGCAAAGGAGGUCAUGGACGAGCGCGCGGCACGCAACAAGCGCAAGCUGCAGCAGAUGCAAGAGGAGGAGGACAAGGAAGAGGCCGCCGGCGAUGACGAAGAAUUCCCCGGUGUGCAGAGGGAGCUGCCUGGUCAAGGCCUCCGCAACAAGGACUACAAGAAGCAGAAGACUGCCGAUCCUCUCGACACGGUCGAAGACGUCAACCCAGCCGAGAUGUCGCAAAACCAGCUGAUGAGAAUGGCGAAGAAGGAGGCCAAGAAGGAGAAGCGCGCGGACAAGAAGGCAAAGAAGGCCGAGAAGAAGGCCGCCAAGGUGGAGGCCGGCGACGAUGCCGCAGACGACACCGCCACCGUCAAAGCGCCCGAGGCCAAGACCUCCAACAAGCCGGCGGAGACCAAGACCGCAAAGUCGCCCGCCGCCGCCAAGAAAGAGCCCAAGAAGCACCAGAAGAAGGUCGAGUCGAAGGACGCAGAGCCCGUUAGCAACGACCACGAUAGGGACGAAGACGACAGCGAAGAUGAGGAGUAUGAGACCGUCGACGAGGGGUCCGAUGGCGAGGGUCACGCCGCGCCGGCGGACCUCGACCCUCUCGACCUCUCCGGUCUCAAGGCUGCCGAGUCCAGUGGCGCCUCGAGCCCGACCUCAACACCCAACUCCACCUUUGACGCCGCCACCGGUGCGAACCCCACCUCGGCCGAGGCCGUGAGCGCGACCACCUCAACGAGCUCCACCGUCCCGCCCUCCGAGAAGCCGAAGCACAUUAAGCUCCCCGCCGACACCUCUGCCCUCCGUGCCCGGCUCGCGGCGCGGAUAGAAGCCCUCCGCGCGGCUCGCAAGGCCGACGGCCCCGACGGCAAGCCCAUCCGCACGCGCCAGGAACUCAUCGAGGCGCGCCGCGCCAAGCAGGCGCAGCGCAAGGAGCACAAGAAGGAACUCCGCGCCAAGGCGCGGCUCGAGGAAGAAGCCAAGCGUGAGGAGGCUCUGGCGUCCAACUCGCCCAGCGUAAUGUCCCCGCGCGUCGGCCUCGGCGACAACGACGACGAGCCAGCCAACUUCGCCUUCGGCCGCGUCGCCUUCGACGACGGCACCAAGCUCUCGCACGACCUGACGUACGCCCUCAACACGCACAAGAAACGCGGGCCGUCGGACCCCAAGACGGCGCUCCUCAAGAUCCAGAACCAGAAGAAGCGGCUCGCGGCGCUCGACAAGGAGAAGCAGGCUGAAAUCGCCGAGAAGGAGCAGUGGCUGACGGCGCGGAAGCGGGCCGAGGGCGAGCGCAUCCGCGACGACGAGCACGCGCUCAAGAAGGCUGUCAAGCGCAAGGACCAGGCCAAGAAGAAGAGCGAGAAGGCGUGGAAGGAGCGCAGCGAGGGCGUCACCAAGUCCAUCCGCGACAGGCAGAAGAAGCGCGAGGAGAACAUCAAGAAGCGCAAGGACGACAAGCUCGCGCACAAGCUCGGCCGCAAGAGCGGCAAGAAGGUCGGCGGCGGCGCCAAGAAGGCGCGUCCUGGGUUCGAGGGGAGCUUCGGCGGCGGCAAGAAGAAGAAAUAA
Colletotrichum graminicola M1.001 is the source of this 1746-nucleotide messenger RNA. RefSeq names its product surfeit locus protein 6. The record is from RefSeq and is a predicted model, not a curated record. Gene Ontology annotation, molecular function: RNA binding; DNA binding. NCBI's taxonomy places the organism in Eukaryota, Fungi, Ascomycota, Sordariomycetes, Glomerellales, Glomerellaceae. Gene Ontology annotation, cellular component: nucleolus. Gene Ontology annotation, biological process: ribosomal small subunit biogenesis; ribosomal large subunit biogenesis. Bases 1 to 1746 code for a protein of 581 amino acids. The transcript is spliced from 3 exons.